Molecule: messenger RNA, 1903 nt
Organism: Patiria miniata (bat star)
Lineage: Eukaryota; Metazoa; Echinodermata; Asteroidea; Valvatida; Asterinidae
Product: glutathione synthetase-like
Exons: 11
Coding region: 190-1620 (476 amino acids)
Biological process (GO): glutathione biosynthetic process
Cellular component (GO): cytosol
Molecular function (GO): glutathione synthase activity; glutathione binding; ATP binding
Source: RefSeq, a predicted model, not a curated record
AGCGCGGCCGUGUGCAAAAAUGGUGAAUCAAAAAAAUUACAAAAGAGGGCGACCCCUUUUCUUUUCGACCACGCUUUAAAAGAGCUAGCUGAGGGUCCGGGUGCGGUUUGACUGGCGCAAUUGUGGAAAUAAACAGCUUCAGCAAACGGUUGUCUUCUACACGGCAUAUAUACGCAAUACAAGUUCAACAUGAGUGACGACCCGGCCAAGUACCAGCUACCGUCACUGGACACCAGCACAUUACAAUAUCUGACGGACUGCUCCAAGCACUACGCACUGAUGCAUGGUGUACUCAAGCGAGCGGCAGGCAGCCUCAAUUCCUCGGAGGUCGUGACCUAUGUACCUCACACACUCUUCCCUUCACCGUUGCCAAGGAGACUGUAUGAAGCAGCCAAUCAGAUGCAAGAUAGCAUCGGUGUCUUGAUGCUCCGGGUUGCUAUGGAUAGGGAAUUUUUGACAACGUCACUCAAGAGUACUAUCGCUGUAGAUGAUUUCACUUCAAGAUUGAUGGAUCUGUAUCAACAGAUGGAGAGUGAAGGAUUAAAAAAGCCUAUAUCUCUGUGCGUGGUGCGGCCGGAUUACAUGGUAGAUACGACAGGUCCCGAGUUAGCCCUGAAGAUGGUUGAAAUCAACACGAUAGCGGCAGGCAUGGGUGGUGUUGGCAUGCAGGUAGCUGAUCUGCAUAGAUACAAUAUGGGCCUAUGUGAUGAGAUGAAGGCUGAGUUAGCUGGUAACAAAGCUGUCAUGGCAAUUGGUGAAGGAGCGGCUAAGGCUUGGGAACUCUAUGGACAACCGAGUGCGUGGGUCUUGUUCCUAGUCUCCACUGCCGAGUAUAACAUCUUUGAUCAGUGCUGGCUUGAGCACACAAUGCGGAUGUAUAACCCAGCUAUCCGGGUCAUGCGUAGAACACUCACAGAUGUUGGGCAGAGAGCUACGGUCGAUCAGGAUAGACGAUUAUUCAUGGACGGUAAGGAGAUAGCAUUUGUGUAUUUCAGGAUCGGUUAUGCUCCGAGACAAUAUCCCUCAGAAACGGAAUGGAAUGCACGAUUGCUGAUUGAGAGAUCCUUGGCUGUAUCCUGCCCUUCUGUCAACUGGCAUCUGGCAGGAACCAAGAAGAUUCAGCAAGAAUUAUCCAAACCUGGCGUCUUGGAACGAUUCUUGGAUGACGCCGAGGCAAUUAGACAGAUUAGGAGUACAUUUGUACAUCAGUAUGACCUGGGACUGACGGAGGAAGGUGAUGCAGCAGCAGCAAUGGGUAUCCAAAACCCGGAGAAAUACGUUUUAAAACCACAAAGAGAAGGCGGAGGUAACAAUCUGUACAACAGUGAACUGAAGGCGGAGCUGGAGAGACUCAGUGGGCAGGAGGAGCGCGGAGCGUACAUCCUCAUGGAAAAGAUCCAAGGACAAGUCUUCAAGAAUUAUGUGAUCUCGGGACCGGAGGUCCACCAAGCCACCGACAUGGUGACAGAGUAUGGUCCGUUUGGAGUCAUGUUAAGUCGUGGCGAUGACGUACUACUGAACAAAACAACAGGAUACUACAUGAAGUCUCACAAUGUCAACGUCGCUGAGGGCGGUAUUUCAAUCGGCAACGCAGCAAUGGAUAGUGUCGCAUUGGUAUGAGUGGAAUAUUUCACCGAGAAAUAUCUAUUUACCGUUUACUCUUUCAGUAUCCCAACGAGAUCAAAACUGAUUUAAAAAUAGCAGGUUUACUAAAAUGCCAGAGGAAUUUGGGCUGAUUUGGACAGCAGUAGUACUAAAAGUAAAAUUGAUUUUAGAAAAACAUGGGUACAUAAGGUACAAUACUUUCUUGUAUGUAAAUUUUACCAUUCAGAAAAUUGUCUUGCCCAUCAGUUUUGCCAGAAGACCAAUCAAAUUGGAUGCAAAUCGCCUGUUUUCAUUGAAU